Xenia sp. Carnegie-2017 is the source of this 1900-nucleotide messenger RNA. RefSeq names its product midasin-like. The transcript has 9 exons. Gene Ontology annotation, cellular component: preribosome, large subunit precursor. NCBI's taxonomy places the organism in Eukaryota, Metazoa, Cnidaria, Anthozoa, Malacalcyonacea, Xeniidae. Bases 337 to 1017 code for a protein of 226 amino acids. The record is from RefSeq and is a predicted model, not a curated record. Gene Ontology annotation, biological process: rRNA processing; ribosomal large subunit assembly.
CUAUUUACAAGGUUACACGACAACGGAUGACAUUCAAUUUCUGAACAUCAUUGUAAAAUAUUACCAAACUUUUUGGUUGAAACGCGAGGAAGAAAGAAGACUUGAAGAAGUCGAAAAUGAAAGCUUAUACAAGUUUAAAAUGCAAACGUGUUGUGAGGACGAGUUGUCCGAAGUUGAGCUAAAUCAGAAAGAUAUCGAAGAAAUAUUUACAAGAUUUGAUGAUGAUUUCCAAGAACUUCAGUCAGCGGAAAAACAAGAACUUUCAAAUGGCAGCGCGAUGAAUACAAUCGAGAAGAAGACGAUAUUGGUGUUUUAGACCUAACACAGUUCUGUAAUAUGCAUCAGUUCAUAUUAUGUUGUGCUCCCAAUGUAUGCGAUGUGUUUUCAACCUUUAAUAACAAAGAUUAUCUGAAGGUGGAUGAAGAAAGAGAUGCGUUUCAAAUCGUGUUUCACCGUUAUAACAUUUCUUCUGAAGUGGUCGCACUUGCUGAUUUAUCCGAUGUUGAUUUACGGGACGAUAGUUCUCCCAGCCAUCUCAUUAUGAGCUCGAUGUUGAUGAGAUAUUUGUCUAGCCAUGAAGAAGGAGCUAAAAUUAAGCAUCAGUUAAUGAGUUCUUUGUUCGAGAAAAGAGGUGAAGAAUACGAUAUUUACCACGACAGCAAUUUAAAGGAAACUGUAAAAGUUGUACCGAUACUUUUACGCUUUAAGACGAGAUUAGAGCAACUGCUUGUUGAAUGGCCGGAGCAUCCAACGCUCGCUCAAGUAAAGAAGAGACUCGAGAUCGAAGCAAAUCCUGUGAAAUAUUAUAUUGGUUUUUCAACUUUAUCGAUUCUUAUUUUACAGUUGUGUCGAACCAUCGAGCGUAUUCUUUCAUUUUCUGUAACAAGUCCUGUAAUGAAAAUUCUUAAUGGUUUAGAAAUCUUGUUAAAGUAUUCACAGGAGUGGGAAUGUAAUGCCAGUCGCCAUGUUUCCAUAAGAAUCAAUCUGAAUGAAGUCACCCAAAUGAUUAUCCAAUAGAGAAAGUUAGAGUUAAGGUGCUGGUCUUCUUUGUUGCAAGUUUGUGAAGUGAACGUGAGCGAUAGAGCCAAUCAUUGGUGGUUUCAUCUUCAUCACGUGAUCCAGGAAUUUUCCCGCACUAAUGAACAAGCGGAUUGCACGGAAUUCAUCAAUAUCUUACAGCAGUUUAUUGAGAAAUCGUCCAUAGGAGAAUUUUGUCAUAGAUUAAACAUGCUACGGGCCUUUCAUUCUCAGAAAAUGUUGGACAAAGAAGAUAAUUCAGAUAUCGUGUUGAUUAUACUGUGGAACGUAUAUUGUUACUACAAACAAUUUCAGGCGCAAGUGAAUGAUUUUAUUCAGAAAGCAAAGACUCCGAUCGAGAAAGAGUUGAAGGAUUUCAUCAAGAUUAUCAAGUGGAAAGACAUCAAUUAUUGGGCAAUGAAGGAAACGUCGUCAAAGUCUCAUUAUACUUUGCUGAAAUUCAUGAAAAAAUACAGAAUGCCGAAUCUUGAGAAUGAGGAAAGUGAAUCUCAACUAUAUCCUCAAAAUUGUUUACCAAAAUGCGAAAGUUAACACAACGCAAGCUGAACACUUCGAGAUACGAGAGAUCAUCUUUUUCUGUGCAUAAAUUUGCCGGUAUUUGUCUUUUCUACAAGUGCAGCAUCAUUUUGCUUGUAUCUGACGAGUACAUUUAUAUCUUAAGGUGAUAUAGUGAGCAAGGCACUUACUCUGCAACAAUGGGAAAUUGGAAAAAAGGUUUGUGACUUAUUUCAUGUAACUGGCAGUGCACAAGCUUCGAUUUAGUUACUUGUACACCAUAUUGUAGACUGGUGAAGAACGCACUCGGUUUAUCAAACACGUUCACGUUAUGAAAAAGAGAUCUUUAGCUGACUUGUUCAAGGAA